GGCGGCGGCGGCGCCGCCUUGGAUGAGGCGCCGCCGCCACGUCCGGAGGACAAGCCCGACGAUCCCGAAACUGUCGCUGUCGUGGAGAAGGUUGCAGGUUCUCCUCCACCAAAGGAAAGCUCAGCGGGUUCAGUUGAUAGAGAUGCUGUUCUUGAACGGGUAGCAACUGAAAAGAGAAUGUCCUUGAUCAAAGCAUGGGAGGAAAGUGAAAAGACCAGAGCUGAGAAUAAGAGCUCAGAAGAAGAUGUCAUCUAUUGCUUCCUGGGAGAGCACAAAAAAGGCAGAAGUGGAAGCUGAGUUGAAAAAAACUGAACUGAGCUGAAAAAAGAUUGAGGAAGCAUUUGAGAAGAAGAAGGCAGAACGUGCAGAGAAAAUGAAGAACAAGAUGGCCAUGAUCCAUAAGGCAGCAGAAGAGAAGAGAGCAAAUGUUGAGGCCAGGCGUGGGGAAGAUAUCCUGAAGGCAGAGGAGACAGCUGCAAAAUAUUGGGCCACAGGACUUCAUCCAAAGAAGGUCAUCGGGUGCUUGAGUGCCUAAAUUCGAGUAUAAUAGAAAAUUAGUGGAUGAAGGCAUCAUUUAGGUGCAGUUUGUUACCUCAUCCGUGCUUGCUGUUGAUGCUGUGUUUGUGUGCAUGUAUGUAUGAAGGGCUUGUAGAUGGUCCAUCCAAUGAUCCAAUAACAAAAUGUUCCAGUGGUGUAUUUAUGUUCGUUCAGUUGACAACAUAAAGAUUAUCACUUAUCCAACCAUAAA
Elaeis guineensis (African oil palm) is the source of this 748-nucleotide messenger RNA. The record is from RefSeq and is a predicted model, not a curated record. NCBI's taxonomy places the organism in Eukaryota, Viridiplantae, Streptophyta, Magnoliopsida, Arecales, Arecaceae.